Messenger RNA from Cladophialophora immunda, 2539 nucleotides. RefSeq names its product proline-tRNA ligase. NCBI's taxonomy places the organism in Eukaryota, Fungi, Ascomycota, Eurotiomycetes, Chaetothyriales, Herpotrichiellaceae. Gene Ontology annotation, biological process: prolyl-tRNA aminoacylation. The coding region runs from base 151 to 1881 and encodes 576 amino acids. Gene Ontology annotation, cellular component: cytoplasm; aminoacyl-tRNA synthetase multienzyme complex. Gene Ontology annotation, molecular function: proline-tRNA ligase activity; ATP binding. The transcript has a single exon. The record is from RefSeq and is a predicted model, not a curated record.
GUCACACAGCAGUCAACAAUCCUGAAAAGUCUCGACUCCUGAGUACACAAAUCGCUCAGCGGGGAGGCAGUGAUUGUUUGUGGCUCAACUGACUCUGAGUCAUUUCCAUUGUCGUCUCCCUUCAAUAUCUCACGAGCGUCCACGAGUACAAUGUCCCACUCUAGAAACCCCUCCAAAACCGAACUUCCCACCCGAGAGAAAGAGUCCAAGACUGAAGCCGGACAAAAGAUGGAGGCAAAAGGUGCUCCUGACAAGCCAAUUGGCAAAGCGGAAGCGAAACUUCCUCAAAAAACAGGCGGAAAGAAAAAGAAGAUGGAGGGUGCAGCGCUGAUUGGCAUUGAUGUGUCCAAAGAUGUCGACUUUUCGGAGUGGUAUCAGCAGGUCUUGCUGAAGGGAGACAUGCUCGACUACUACGAUAUCUCUGGUUGCUACAUCCUCAAGCCUGCCUCGCAGUUCGUUUGGGACGAGGUUAGAGCCUGGUUUGACGCGAGGAUCAAGAAGAUGGGUGUCAAAAACUGCUCCUUCCCUCUGUUCGUCUCCGAAGACGUGUUGAAUCGUGAGAAGGCUCAUAUUGAGGGGUUCGCAGCCGAGGUGGCAUGGGUGACCCAUGGAGGCAGUACCAAACUGGAGAAGAAGAUUGCCAUUCGCCCUACCUCCGAGACUGUCAUGUACCCUUACUACGCCAAAUGGAUUCAGAGUUACCGUGACUUGCCCCUCAAACUGAACCAGUGGAACUCGGUUGUCCGGUGGGAAUUCAAGCAUCCCCAGCCAUUCCUGCGUACACGAGAAUUUCACUGGCAGGAGGGUCAUACGGCGCAUCUAACCGAACAGGAGGCGGGAAAGGAGGUCCUGGAGAUCCUCGAUCUGUAUGCUCAGAUCUAUGAAGAGCUUCUAGCGGUCCCUGUCAUUAAAGGGAGGAAGACGGACAAGGAAAAGUUCGCGGGAGGACUGUAUACCACCACCGUUGAAGGGUACAUCCCUGCUACGGGGCGUGGUAUCCAAGGAGGUACCUCGCAUUGCCUGGGACAAAACUUCAGCAAAAUGUUCGGCAUCACCGUGCAAGAUCCCAACGCAAAGACUGAGGAGGAAAAGAAGAACCAGCUAUAUGUCUGGCAGAAUUCUUGGGGUCUCUCGACUCGUGUCAUUGGUGUGAUGGUCAUGAUCCACGGGGAUGACCGUGGUCUGGUAAUCCCACCUCGCGUCGUCGAAGUCCAGGUCGUCAUUGUGCCCGUCGGAGUGACAGCCAAAACCACAGAGGAGGACAGAGAAGCCUUGUACAAAGAAAUCGCGGGGCUGGUGGAGGUCCUCAGAGCUGUCGACGUCCGAGUAGAAGCGGAUUUCCGAGAGGGGUACUCCCCAGGGUGGAAGUUCAACGACUGGGAAUUGAAGGGGGUUCCUCUUCGUUUGGAGUUCGGACCUGGGGAGAGCAAGGGCCACUACGUCACGGCGUCUCGACGAGACCUUCCCAAAGCUGAGAGCAAGAGUCAGAUUGCCAUCAGUGAACUCAACACUGCCGUCCCGGAGCUGCUGAACACCAUCCAGAAAGACCUGUACGAUCGUGCGGAUGCCAAAUACAAGUCGCACAUCAAGAAAGUGACCAACUGGGACGACUUCGUUCCGGCACUGAACGACAAGAACGUCAUCCUGUUGCCUCACUGUCUGACUGAGGCAUGCGAGGACCAGAUCAAGGAGAACAGUGCCCGUAAGGCGGAAGAACAGAGCGGUGUCCCCCAAGACGAACGAGCUCCCAGCAUGGGUGCGAAGAGUCUUUGCAUUCCAUUCGACCAACCCGAGGGCAUCGAGAAGGGCGUGACCAAAUGCGGGAAUCCAAACUGCUCGAACCUAGCCGAGGCAUGGUGUAUGUUCGGCCGGUCAUACUAGUUGGAUGGAGGGAAGAAGGCAGCGAGGGCCCGAGAUAGACAAGACGGGGGGGUGACAUGUGGUAGACAUGUGGUAGACGACGAGAUGGCCGCGUUCAGAGCAUGCAUGCAUUGUUUGAGUCAAAUCUCCUUGAUCACGAGGGCGCUGUCGAGCAUAUCAGCUGUCACCGGGGGCACCACUGGGAGGGUGUCGGUGUUUGACGACAAGAGGCGAGGCUUGCUUAGCUUUAUCAGACACUGCACUGUCGACACAUGAUGGGUGCCCAUGGUUGGUCCCGGGGUCCAGGAACAGGAUAAGAUCACCCAACUGCGGCCCCUGCAGCCCAAUGGCAGCGGGCGUUUUCUCAGCGUCUGCUAUCAGGAGGUGCUUGGCCUGUGUCAAGAGCCCACUCCCUGGACGAUAAGCUCUUUCGGGGGCUUCAGGGUUGCGCAGGAGAUCGGAGGAGAGGAAGAGGGAAGAGGGCAUCGCUCACGAGUCACGAUAGACGCAGCCUAGAUGGCGUCAGAUGGAGAAAUGAAAAGGAUACAAAAGCAUCUUCCAGUUCCACCCUCUUGACAUUGAAACCAGGUCGGCCAGUCUCCUCCAGGUAUAUGUGAACGUGGCCCCCGUACCAAGUAAACUAACACCUCUGUUUUUCUCUCUCUUUCUUUCUUUUGCC